AUGGCUGUGCAGUCCCGGCGCCCUCUAUCCAACUUGGACUCCAACGUCAGUGCCAACCAACCCAAAACCAAGCAAUACUCCGCUUCGACCCUGCCUCCUCGACCGUCCCUCCCAGAGCAUGCGCGGUGGGCCAAGGUCCUGGCCAGAAGCCCCAUGGUGAGCGUGAAGGAGGCCAUGAUCCGCGCUCUAGUCCUCAAGAGGGCACCGACCGAAUCCUCGAUAUCCUACUUGGACGCCUCGAGCAUCCGCGACGCACGCAGCACAUAUCUCAAGGAAUCGUGCCAAGCAUGGAACAGCAUUACACGGUCACUCUACAACACCCGGCUGGCGAUUCUGCAGCGUGGCCAAAGAGCUCACGACUCCUACGUCACUGCCAUUCUCAUUGCCUUGGCACAGCAUCAGUGUCGCUCGGCCCCGCACAAGUCAAUUCACCGAGUUCACGUGCUGCUCAGUGAUAUCGACAACAAGUCCCGAAUGACAAUCUACACGGCCGAAAUUCCGAAUUCAUUCCUCGACAAGCUCGCACAUCCUCGCCGUCCUCCACCCCCCUUCGCCGAGUUCCAGGUUCAUGCCAGGACAGUCGAAUACGAACCAUACGCAACAUUCCAGCAGCGUCUUUCCCAAGCCUUGAUCCCCUGCGGGCCGAAACGAGCGCGCGAUCCGGACUACGACGAUGACGAUGACGAGCAUCAUGCCCAGAAGCGACGAUGCGCUGAUAAUGGAUGA
Molecule: messenger RNA, 726 nt
Organism: Colletotrichum graminicola M1.001
Lineage: Eukaryota; Fungi; Ascomycota; Sordariomycetes; Glomerellales; Glomerellaceae
Exons: 4
Coding region: 1-726 (241 amino acids)
Source: RefSeq, a predicted model, not a curated record